AUGAAUGAUAAAAUAUCAGCAUCAUUUACUCUUAUUUGGCUUAAUAAUCCUCUGGAUAGUAUAGAACAUCUUGAACUUCAACGAAAUUUUUCUGUAUUUAUUCAAAAUUUAAAAAUAUUUAUUAAUAAAGAUGAAUGUGGACAAUAUAUACAAUCAUCAUCAAAGCAACAACGAUUUGUUCUUAUUACUAGUGGUCAAAUGGGUCAAGAUUUUAUACCACAUAUACAUCAAUUACCACAAAUUGUUUCCAUAUAUAUUUAUUGUCUAAAUAAAAAAAUACAUGAAGAAUGGUCAAAAGAAUAUAAAAAAGUUAGAGCCGUGACUAGUCAAACGGAAGAAUUAAUUAAAUUAAUUCGAUUAGAACAUGAAAAAUACAAUCAUAAUAAAGUAAAUGAAUUAGUAUCUAUUAGUUGUUUUAAAACAAAUAUUGAACAAGAAAAUAUUAUCAAUGGAUUCAAUGGAGAUUUUAUUUAUAAAAAAUGUUUAAUUGAUUUUCUUUUAGAAUUAAAAAUAAGAGAUAACAUAACAGAUGAUUUUCUUUAUUUAUGUCAAGAAGAAUAUGAAAAUAAUCAAAUUGAAUUAAAUAAUAUUCAUCUAUUUGAAAAAGAUUAUUCAUCUAAUCAAGCUUUAUUAUGGUUUACAAAAAAUAUAUUUCUAAGAAAAAUUUUAAAUAAAGCAUUUUAUGAAGAAAAUAUUAAUUUAUUAAUUUUUUCAAGAUUUUUUAUUUAUGAUCUUCAACAACAAAUAAAACAAAAUCAAAUUUUAACAUCAAUAGAAGUUUAUCAUAGUCAAUUUAUUUCAAUAGAUAUUUUAGAAAAAUUAAAAAAUUCUAUUGGACAUUAUAUUUUAAUAGAUUCAUUUUUUUCUGCAAAUAUUAAUCGUGAACAAUCAUUUUCAUAUUUUGAUUAUAUUACAAAUUCUGAAAAUUUACAAUCAAUUUUAUUUGAAAUUAAAACAAAUCCAUCAGUAUCAUUUUGUUAUUCUUCAAACCAACAAGAAAUAUUAUUCAGUUUAGGAUCAACAUUUCAACUUCUAGAGAUUCAUUCAAAUGAAAAUCAAAUAUCGAUUAUUCGAAUGGUAUUAUGUAAUGAUAAUGAUUUAAAUUUGAAACCAAUAAUUGAUAAAAUAAAACUUGAUGAUAAUUAUUGGACAACAGAUCUUCUUCUAUUAGGAACUAUUUUACAACAAAAAAAUAAAUAUGUUGAAGCUGAACAAUUUUAUAAUCUUUUAUUAAAUGAAUUACCACAUGAUCAUUCAGAUAUUGAUGCAUGUUAUUAUUCAUUAGGUAUGAUUGCUUAUGAAAAAAGAUGUUAUCAAUCAAGUUUAAAAUAUUAUCAAUUAUCAUUAGAAAAUUUAUUAAGAAAAAAUGAAUCAAAUCAUUCUCAUUUAGGAAUAUUAUAUUAUAUGAUUGGUGAAAUUUAUCAAAAAAAAGAACAAUUUAAAGAAGCAUUAGAAUUCUAUAAUAAAGCAUUACAAAUAUGGAAAGAAACCUUUGAUAUUAACCAAAUAAACAUAGUAAAGUGUUUUAAUAAUAUUGCACUUAUUUAUCGAAGUGAAAAAAAAUAUUCAGAAGCUAUUUCUUAUUAUACACAAGCAUUAUCUAUUAAUGAAAAAUAUUUACCAAUCAAUCAUAUAAAUUUAGGAACAUUACAUCAUAAUAUUGGUGCUUUACAUUUGUGUCUUGAACAUUAUGAUGAUGCAAUAAAACAUUAUAAUAUAGCUCUCGAAAUAAAAUAUAAAUCAUGUUCAUCUGAACAUUCAUCUAUUGCAAUGACACUAGAAAAUUUAGGACUUGUCUAUGAAAAUCAAGGAAAUUUUCAACAAGCAUUAUCUUAUUAUGAACAAGCAGCAAAAAUCUAUCGGAAAAUAUUACCACAGACACAUUCAAAUGUAAUACAAAUUGAUGAAGCUCUUCGAAAAGUAUCAUCAAAACUUUAA
Messenger RNA from Rotaria sordida, 1938 nucleotides. The record is from the annotation of a GenBank genome assembly. NCBI's taxonomy places the organism in Eukaryota, Metazoa, Rotifera, Eurotatoria, Philodinida, Philodinidae.